ACAACAUGGCGGUAGCAUUGACGGAUGAUUCUCCAGUGACUAGUUGAGCCAGGAACUCUGUUUUUCUGAGAUGCAUUUGCCGUCGGAACGUUAACGUUGUAGUUCUUAAGUCCGGACAUUGUCACGUGUGUUUUGAAAAGUUGCUACGAAAGGAACGCGUGCUUCGCGUGGUUUUCACCGAAGCCUAAGCCAGAGGUUUAUUGAUAAACGUCGCUACGUGCAGCCGUUGUUUUUUUUUUUAACGGUAAACGGCAUUAGCUUAACCGAGCGUAACGGCCAGCCUGGUCCUGUUUAAGCGUUAAGGUUUAAUCGGUCUCACCAGGGUGUUAUUACUUUGUCCGCGCAUGUUGGCUGCAUGAGAAGAGUCCACUAGAAAGAAGACACGAAGAGAAGCUUAUCAUUAUGGUGUUCUUCACUUGCAACGCAUGUGGCGAAUCCUUGAAAAAAGCCCAAGUCGAUAAACAUGGAAUGAAGUGCCGUGGCUGCCAAGUUCUGUCCUGUAUCGACUGCGGAAAAGACUUUUGGGGCGAAGACUACAAAAACCACACCAAAUGCAUCAGCGAGGAUCAGAAAUACGGUGGAAAAGGCUACGAGGCCAAGGCGAAUAAAGGAGAUGUGAAACAGAAGCAGUGGUUACAGAGAAUCAGUGAGGCCAUGAACAAACCCGGGGUCAGCGCCAAGCUGAGAGAUGUGCUCUACCAAGUUAGCGGCUAUGAAAACGUGCCGAGGAAAAAGGCAAAGUUUCAGAACUGGAUGAGGAGCAGUUUAAAAAUAUCAAACACUGGGCUACAGGAGGAGGUGUGGGACAUAAUUGCUGCUGCAGACAGUGCUCCUCCGGCCACACAAACGACCAAAGAACCUGCAGACAUCCGAGUGGACACCAACGGAACUGAGGACCAAGAAGACCAGUCCAACACUGAAGAGGACAAGAAGAAGAAGAAGAAGCUGAACAAACGGGAGCGCAAAGAGGCCCGUCAGCAAAAGAAUGGAAAAGCCCCUAAGGGAACAGCAGAAGAACCAGAGAACGGCCAGACAGGCAAACAGAAAAAGAAGGACAGAAAGAGAAAACACAAAGGAGAUGAAGACCAGCUUGAGAGCGGCAUUGAAGAAGAUUUUAAGAAAGCAAAGAUUGAUGACACCGCAGAGCCAGAGGAAACUGAAGAUCAAGCCACGUCUCGGGGCAAAUUCAACUGGAAGGGAAACAUCAAGGCAGUGCUGAGAGAGUCACCUGACCAGGAGCUGUCAGUGAAAAGACUCAGAAAGAAGGUUUUGUCAGCCUACUACUCUUUCACCGGUGACAUAAAUUUCAAAACGGAAGAUGAGCUGUCGGCACUUUUCAACAAAAAGAUCACCAAAAACCCCAAGUUUAGAGUUUUAAAAGACAGAGUGAAGCUUUUAAAGUAGACUCCUCCUUUAGCAGCAUGUUCUCCAUGGAUUUAAAUGAACGUUAUUGUUGCUGUUCUCCUUGGUGGCUUUUUAUACAAAUGAACAAUUUCGGGGAUUAAAUGGUUUUACGCAGUGA
Messenger RNA from Poeciliopsis prolifica (blackstripe livebearer), 1522 nucleotides. RefSeq names its product Ly1 antibody reactive homolog (mouse) (gene lyar). NCBI's taxonomy places the organism in Eukaryota, Metazoa, Chordata, Actinopteri, Cyprinodontiformes, Poeciliidae. Gene Ontology annotation, biological process: rRNA processing; negative regulation of transcription by RNA polymerase II. The transcript is spliced from 8 exons. The coding region runs from base 403 to 1404 and encodes 333 amino acids. Gene Ontology annotation, cellular component: nucleolus. The record is from RefSeq and is a predicted model, not a curated record. Gene Ontology annotation, molecular function: DNA binding.